UGAAUAUCUCUCCCUCACGCCGACGACCAGCCGUUAUUCCUUCCGCUCGUCCUUUCCUCCUCCUCCUCCUCCUCGCUCUCCGUGUGUGAGCUGUGGGACGUCCCCUCCAUUGCUCAUCAUUCCGAGCUUUGAGUUUUUUUUCCUUCUUCUCCACGAGAGGCAGAGUAGGUAGGUAGGCAGGCACCAUCCAUUUUAGCAAGGAGAAGAGGAGGUCGGGCAAUGGGGUUGGCCAGCGACAGCGCCGGGUUCCCCUUCUCCGCCAAGCUCUCCGCCGCCAACUCGCCGCGCUUCUGCAACCCCAUGAGCAGAAGGAUAUUUUCAGAUGUUGCUGGGGAUAUAACGGUAUCGGUGGAUGGCCAAUCUUUCCUCCUGCACAAGUUCCCUUUAGUCUCUCGGUGCGGAAGAAUAAGACGAAUGGUAGCCGAAGCCAAGGAUCCAGAUCUCUCAAAGCUUGAGCUUGUAAAUGUACCAGGGGGAGCUACAGCAUUCGAACUCGCUGCGAAGUUCUGUUAUGGGAGCAACUUUGAAAUAACCACAGCCAAUGUAGCUCAUCUCCGGUGCAUUGCAGAAUAUUUGGAAAUGACAGAAGACUAUCAAGAGGAGAACCUAAUUGUCCGGACAGAGAUGUACCUGAAUGACCUUGUGGUCAAGAACCUUGAGAAAUCACUACAAGUUUUAUGCGCGUGUGAAAGCUUGGAUCCAAUGGUGGAGGAAAUCGGAUUUGUCGAUCGGUGUGUCGAUGCGAUCGCGAUGAACGCAAGCAAGGAGCAGCUGGUUUCAGGUUUGGCUCACUUGGAAUGCGACGCGGGGUCCGGGAAGUUGCGGAUGCAUUGCCAGGAUUGGUGGGUUGAGGAUCUUUCUGCUCUAAGAAUUGAUUAUUAUCAGCGAGUGAUCGCCGCGAUGAGGAGAAGUGGCGUGAGGCCGGAGAGCAUAGGCACUUCCAUUGUACACUAUGCUCAAACAGCUCUCAAGGGCAUCGAAAGGCGGCACGUGUGGGAUUCCGGCCCACUUGUCGGUGACAACCAAAGGGUGGUUGUGGAAACCCUCAUCAACCUGAUGGCAACCGAGAAGAUCACAGCUGUUACCCUGUCAUUCUUGUUCGGCAUGCUGAGAAUGGCGAUAGAGGUUGAUGCAGGGCUAGAUUACAGGAUUGAAGUCGAGAAAAGGAUCGGUCUCCAUCUUGAGAUGGCAUCACUUGAUGAUCUUCUCAUCCCCUCCAUGCAAACGAGUGAGUCCAUGUUUGACGUCGACACGGUCCAUCGCAUAUUGGUCAAUUUCUUGCAAAGGAUUGAGGAAGAUGAUUCAGGAGACUUGUCACCUUGCGGAUACGAGUCCGACGGACUCAAGUCUCCGAGCCAUGGCUCGGUGCUCAAGGUCGGAAGGCUAAUGGAUGGUUAUCUUGCAGAAAUUGCACCAGAUCCUUAUCUGAAACUGCAGAAGUUCAUGACUCUCAUCGAACUGUUGCCCGACUAUGCUCGCAUUGUUGAUGAUGGACUCUACCGAGCCAUCGACAUAUACCUAAAGGCACACCCAUCUCUAAUGGAAUCCGAGUGCAAGAAGCUGUGCAAGCUGAUCGACUGCCAGAAGCUGUCUCAGGACGCGUCGAGCCACGCGGCGCAGAACGACCGGCUCCCGAUGCAGAUGGUGGUGCGCGUGCUCUACUUCGAGCAGCUCCGGCUCAAGUCGUCCUUCUCGGGCGGCCACUCGGGCGGCGGCGGCGAGUACUGCUCCUUCUCCCAGCGGAUCACCAUGCCCAUCAGCGGGAGCGGCGUGCCGAGCUCGUGCGUGUCGCCCCGCGCCGCCGGCGCCGCCGACAGCUACGCGUCGCUGCGGCGGGAGAACCGGGAGCUGAAGCUGGAGGUGUCGCGGAUGCGGGUGCGGCUGACGGAGCUGGAGCGGGAGCAGGGGAUGAUGAAGCAGGGGAUGCGGGACGGCCGCCCCGGGGAGCACGGCCGCGCCUUCUUCGCGUCGAUAUCGAGGGGGAUCGGGCGGAUGGCCAUGUUCGGCCCGGCCGGGGAGAGGAGGAAGAAGAGCUCGAGGGCGACGGCGAGCUCGCAGUGCUCGGAGGGGAAGAGCCGGAGGAGGAAGAAACCAUCGGUGACGUAUGCGUAGCUAGCUAGCUAGAGGCUCUCAAGCCACGUGCGGGGAAACAAUGUAGAAUGUAUGUACUGUGCUAGGUAGCUCGCGUAUACAUGAUGCCGGUGGAUUGCAACAAGUUUCCUUUGCAGUUU
Molecule: messenger RNA, 2231 nt
Organism: Aegilops tauschii subsp. strangulata
Lineage: Eukaryota; Viridiplantae; Streptophyta; Magnoliopsida; Poales; Poaceae
Product: BTB/POZ domain-containing protein At3g08570
Molecular function (GO): protein binding
Source: RefSeq, a predicted model, not a curated record